AUGCUGGAGCAGCAGCAGCAGCAGCAGCAGCAGCAGCAGCAGCAGGAACAGCAGCAGCAGCUAAGAGGAAAGCAAAACACUGACAUGCAUCCUUCAUCGCAGCAGCACCAUAAACAGCAGCAGCAGCAGCAGCAGCAAAGUAAAGGCCAACAGCAGCAACAGCAGCAGCAGCAGCAGCAGCAGAAAGGUGCGAAACAGCACCAGCAGCAAACCCAACAGCACCAAGAUGAGCAGCAGCAGCAGAAGCAGCAGCAACAGGAGAAAAACAUCAGCAGCAGCAGCAGCAGCAGCAGCAUCAUCAUCAGCAGCCGCAGAAGCAAAGCGGGCAUCCCCACCAUCACCAACAGCAGCAGCACCAACAGCGCCAGCAACACCAGCAACACCAACACCAGCAGCAGCAGCAGCAGCAGCAGCAGCAGCAGCAGCAGCAGGAACAAACCCUGUGUUACACUUCUGAAUCUUUCAUGCCCCGCUGUAUCCCAAACCUGA
This is a messenger RNA of Eimeria mitis, 489 nucleotides long. RefSeq lists its product as uncharacterized. The transcript has a single exon. Bases 1 to 489 code for a protein of 162 amino acids. Lineage: Eukaryota; Apicomplexa; Conoidasida; Eucoccidiorida; Eimeriidae. The record is from RefSeq and is a predicted model, not a curated record.